Molecule: messenger RNA, 7454 nt
Organism: Pseudoliparis swirei
Lineage: Eukaryota; Metazoa; Chordata; Actinopteri; Perciformes; Liparidae
Gene: sos2
Product: son of sevenless homolog 2 (Drosophila)
Exons: 23
Coding region: 749-4768 (1339 amino acids)
Biological process (GO): Ras protein signal transduction; positive regulation of GTPase activity
Cellular component (GO): plasma membrane
Molecular function (GO): protein heterodimerization activity; guanyl-nucleotide exchange factor activity
Source: RefSeq, a predicted model, not a curated record
UCUUCGACUUCUCAAACCGCCCCCCCCCCCCAACAAACAAAAAAACGAAAGAAAAAAAAAGCACCUCCUCGACUGCUCUUCAGCCGCGCCGCUCCGCAGACAGACAUGCCUCGGACCCGUCGCUGUUCUUCCGGGGGGAGGGGGCCCGGAUUCACGUCGGAUUUCGCCGUCUGAUCGCUCGGGACGAAGAUGCCCCAAACGCGAGGCGAGCAGCGAAGAGGAGAAAGUGAGCCUCGUUUGAGCCGCAGCGUAAAACUCGGGAGCGCAUCAAAGGCCGGCGGCAGCCUGUAGCGCCAGUUAGCUCGUCGGCUAACCGUUACAGGUGUUAACGGCGGAUCGACCCCUCGACGGAAAACGUGACGUGUAGCUGCAAGUUAGCCGAGCUCACGCCCCGGGACUCCACGCCGAACUUCACGUUUGUACUAUGAGCUUUUUGAGAGAAACGGGAAAGUGGCCGUAAUGACGCGUAGCAGCGUUGUUGUUAGCCGUUAGCUCGUGCCGUGUUUAUAGCCGCCGAGCUAGCGAGGUAACUUUACGGCUACAUGUGCUUGUUCCACGUCGGAGCUCCGGACUCGCGGCGCGGUUUAACGAUACUCCUCCGUAUUUUUUACAAAGCGAGACGGUUUGACUUUCCCCCCUCCCGCCGUGCCUCUGCCCCGGACUGACCGCCCCCCCUCCACCCCCACCAGGACUAUCAACCCGGGGCCGAUGCUGACAGUUCAGCCCGGAUCACGGAGCCGCUACAGCGAUGCAGCCCCAGCAGAUAUACGACUUUUCAAGUGACGAGAACAGUCACAAAUGGAGAGGCCUCUUCGUGCAAGCUUUGCGGAAGGUACAGAAGCAGGUCCACCCAAACCUCAUGGCGAAGGAGGACGCCCUGCAGCACAUCGAGGAGCUGAUCCUGCAGCUGCUCAACAUGCUGUGCGUGGCCCAGCCUCGCUCCGUGCAGGACGUAGAGGAACGUGUACAGAAAACUUUCCCCCACCCGAUAGAUAAGUGGGCGAUCGCCGACGCCCAGUCGGCGAUUGAGAAACGCAAGAGGAGAAACCCUUUACUUCUCCCUGUGGACAAGAUACACCCACUGCUUAAGGAGGUGUUGGGCUAUAAAGUGGACUACCAUGUGUCCCUGUACAUCGUGGCUGUGCUUGAAUACAUAUCGGCAGACAUACUGAAACUGGCGGGCAACUACGUCGGCAACAUUCGGCACUAUGAAAUCAGCCAGCAGGACAUCAAGGUGUCCAUGUGUGCAGACAAGGUGUUGAUGGACAUGUUCGACCAGGAGGAGGACAUCGGCUUGAUGUCUCAGUGCACCGAGGAGCCGUCGUCCUCCGGGGAGCUCACGUACGACGACCUGGUGAGGCUGGAAAUCGCAGAGGAGCGGCAAUACCUGCGAGAGCUCGACCUCAUCAUCAAAGUGUUCCGCCAGCACUUCCUGUCCAACCCCAAGAUCUUCACGCCUCAGGAUGUGGAGGUGAUCUUCAGCAACAUCCUGGACAUCCACGAGCUGACGGUGAAGCUGCUCGGACUGAUCGAGGACGCCGUGGAGAUGACGGCCGACGGCAGCCCUCAUCCGCUGGUGGGCAGCUGCUUUGAGGAUCUAGCAGAGGAGCAGGCGUUUGACCCCUAUGAGACCUUGUCUCAGGAUAUCCUCAGCAGGGAUUUCCACGAGCACUUCAACAACCUGAUGGCGCGGUCAACCGCCGGCCUCUACUUCCAGUCGGUGGCCGAAGGCUUCAAGGAGGCCGUCCAGUAUGUCCUUCCACAGCUGAUGAUGGUCCCAGUAUACCACUGUAUGCACUACUUUGAGCUGCUGCAGCAACUUCAGGAGCGCAGUCAAGACCAAGAUGACCGAGAGUGUCUGAAACAGGCGAUCACGGCGCUGCUCAACCUUCAAUGUAGCGUGGAGCGCAUCUAUACCAAGCACCAGCCUCGCCGCAAACCCGGCGAGCCCAUGUACCGCCUGUACAGCAGGCAGGUCCGUAGCAAACAACUCGCCAUCAAGCGCAUGAACGAGAUCCAGAAGAGCAUCGACGGCUGGGAGGGCAAAGACAUCGGCCAGUGCUGCAGCGAGUUCAUCCUGGAGGGGCCGCUGUUGCGAGCCGGUGCCAAGCACGAGAGACACAACUUCCUGUUCGACGGCCUGAUGAUAAGUUGCAAGGCCAAUCAGAGCUCGCGGCUCCCGGGUUCGGGCAGCGGGGCGGAGUACCGCCUGAAGGAGAAGUUUGUGCUGCGGAAGAUCCGCAUCGUGGACCGCGAGGACUCGGCAGAGCUGCGGCACGCCUUCGAACUGAUCGGGAAGGACGAGAACUGUGCCGUUUUCUGUGCACGGACGGCGGAGGACAAGGCGGCGUGGAUGGCGGGGCUGGUGACGCUGCAGUACCGCUCCACUUUGGACCGCAUGUUGGACACGGUGCUGCAGCACGAGGAACAGGCGCAUCCUCUAAGGCUGCCCUCCCCGGAGGUUUACCGCUUUGCCGUGCAGGACUCUGAGGAGAAUAUUGUGUUUGAGGACAAGGUGCAGAGCAAAACCGGCAUCCCCAUCAUCAAGGCCGGCACAGUGGUCAAGCUCAUCGAGAGGCUCACCUACCACAUGUAUGCUGAUCCUAACUUUGUGCGCACAUUUCUUACAACGUACCGAUCGUUCUGCAAACCACAAGAGCUUCUUACUCUGCUGAUAGACAGGAUUGAAAUCCCUGAGCCAGAACCGACUGAGGAGGACCGACAGGCUCUCUGGAACGGCGACCAGCCAAUGGCGGCCGAGCUCCAGAGAUUCCGGAAGGAAUACGUGCAGCCGGUCCAACUCAGGGUUCUCAACGUUUUCCGUCAGUGGGUCGAACAUCAUUUCUACGACUUUGAGAACGAUCCGGAGCUGAGGAGUCGAUUAGAGGAGUACAUCUCCAGCAGGAUUCAGCUGAGAGGCAAGUCGAUGAGAAAGUGGGUGGAAUCUAUCAAUAAGAUCAUCAGGAGGAAGCUGCAGACGCAGUCCAACGGCGUCAGCCACAACAUCACCUUCGAGAGCCCACCUCCUCCCAUCGAGUGGCACAUCUGCAGAGUGGGCCAGGUGGACUCGUUUGACCUCAUGACCCUUCAUCCCAUAGAGAUCGCCCGCCAGCUGACUGUGCUCGAAUCGGAGCUGUACAGGGCGGUCCGGCCGUCCGAGCUGGUCGGCAGCGUCUGGACCAAAGAGGACAAAGAGAAGAACUCGCCGAACUUGCUCCGCAUGAUCCGCCACACCACCAACCUCACACUGUGGUUCGAGAAGUGCAUUGUAGAGACCAUGAACCUGGAAGAGAGGGUGGCCGUGUUAUCGCGGGUCAUUGAGAUUCUGCAGGUUUUCCAGGAGCUCAACAACUUCAACGGUGUGCUGGAGGUGGUCAGCGCCAUCAACUCCGUCCCAGUCUACAGGCUGGACCACACCUUCGAGGCAAUACCAGAGAGGAAAAAGAAAAUCCUGGAAGAGGCUGUGGAGCUGAGCCAGGACCACUUUAAGAAGUACUUGGCCAAACUCAAGUCAAUAAACCCACCCUGUGUGCCUUUUUUUGGUAUCUAUUUAACCAACAUCCUGAAGACGGAGGAAGGCAACCCCGACUUCCUCAAGCGCCACGGCAAGGAGCUGAUCAACUUCAGCAAGAGGAGGAAAGUGGCUGAAAUCACAGGAGAGAUCCAGCAGUACCAGAACCAGCCCUACUGUCUGAAGGUGGAGCACGAGAUCCGGAGGUUCUUCGAGAACCUGAACCCGAUGGACAACAGGAGUGAGAAGGAGUUUUCCGACUACCUGUUCAAGAUGUCUCUGGAUAUUGAGCCACGGAACUGCAGGCAGGCUCCUCGAUUUCCCAGGAAGACCUUGUACACUCUGAAGUCCCCGGGGAUCCGGCCCGUGCGAACGUCUACCUCUGGCACCCUGAAGGGCCACCCGGUGCCCCUGGAGAGGGAGCCGCCACACAAGAUCACCUUCCGGAGCAUCGCCGAGACCGAGCCGGAGACCACGACCACGACGGCGGCGUCGGCCUCGGUGCCCACGUCGCCGAACACGCCGACCCCCCCGCAGUCGGCCUCCUCCGACCUCAGCUCCGUCUUCUUGGAUCACGACUUCAGCAGCUCGUACGGCGGUAGCAACACCAUAUUUGCUCCUGUUCUUCUGCCGCCUUCAAAGUUCCAGUCGGUGUCUUGCGGCAGCCUCCACCACCUCGGGGAGGAGCUGCUGAAGCCUCCUCCUCUGCCGCCGCGACGGAAAGACGCAAUCUCUGAAGCCAAACUGAGCUCCAGGUCCGACAGCCCCCCGGCCAUCCCCCCCCGGCUGCCCCCCCCUCUGCCCAGGAACCAACCCCGACCGCUGCUCUACAACGGCCCCCCCAUGGACGGCCCCCUGCCCAGCCCUCCGCCGCCGCCGCCCCGCGACCCUCUGCCCGACACGCCGCCCCCGGUGCCCCAGCGGCCCCCCGAGAUCUUCAUCAACUACCCGCUCAACAUGCAGCCCUCCCCCGUGGGCCGAUACCACUGGGACUUCAGCAGCUCGCCCAGCUCCCCCAACACGCCGCCCAGCACGCCGUCGCCCCGCAUCCCCAGGCGAAGCUGCCCGCUCAGCGCCAGCCAGAACAGCCUCUACCCGCUUCCGGUUCCCAUCACCGCGCCGCCUGUCCCCCCGCGCCACAACUCCAGCCCACAACUCCCCAAACUCCCACCAAAGACAUACAAAAGGGAGCUGCUGCUGCAGCCGCCGCCGCUACGAGGCCUCUCAUUGGUGGAGAACACCGACGGCAGCCAGUGAGUCUGCGUUGUCGGGUUUUUUUAAACACCAGGAGGUUAUCUUGAAAUGCAAACUUCAAACCGUCUCCUGCAAACAGUGGACUCAAAGCUACUGAUCAGAACGAAUAACACUGCUCCUCACACACACACACACACACACACACACACACACACUUAACUCCACCCACCCGCCCUCUGCAUCGACCAAUCACCUCCCCGCUGUGCCUCUCAGGGGAUCAGUAGCUCCGCCUUCAUCAUAACAUAAACCCUCUGUGCCAAUGAGAAACCCUCACCGGUGUGCCAGCUAAUAAACAACAAGGAGUCGAGUGUUUUGUGUCUUUUUGGUCCACAUGGAGCGGGACUGUUGCUCCUGAUGAAAGUUCUCACCCCUCACACUCUGAACCCCACGCCCCUCCCCUCUGUCAGGGCGGGGCUGAAUGUGGGGGCCUUGGACUCUGUCGCGUCAACAGGUCAUGCGUUUGUUUCUUUGGGCAUUGACAUGAUCUGGAGUCGUGCUGCAGCUCCCGGAUCGUUAAGACCUCCCUCCUCCUCCUCCUCCUCCUCCUCCACGUUCCGCUCAGACGUCGCUCUUUCACGAGGCUGUGAGCAGCAAACAUUUCCAUUCACGUGUUUUUUUUCUUUCUUCCUACGAACUGAUAAACAAACAGUUGCCAAAGUCUUAUUUUAUGCAGGGGGAAAAGGGAUAUUUUUUUUCUUUUUACAAAUUUGACAUUAAAAUAAUCGGAGGCGACACUGAAUCUCCCCCCCCCCCCCCCCCCAAUCAUCAUGUAUCUCAACUGUACACUGUGACUGUAUAGACGCGAGUCAAAACUGUCCCGACUGUUUUUAUCUGAAGACGGGCCUCUCCGCAGCCACAAAUUGUUUGCACAUCGAGUUUGGGCCGAGUCAGCAGGUUUUUUUCCCCCCGAUCAGACUAUUGAGGAGGUCCCUCGGCGGGGCGCGACAGCGGGGGGGGGGGGGGUCUGCCACGAUAUCGACCCGGCACCGAGGCGGGGGGAGCCGGACGCGUUUCUCUCUCCAACUCUUCCAAAAAGCUGAUGUCUUAACCGAUCCCCUCACAGACGUGCGCUGCUGUCGUGACACUGCUCUUCUUCUCCAAAAGCCCCCGUGACCAACUCGUCUUCAUUGGUAUGAAAACUCGGCACUGGAAGCACGCGACCUCCUAACCAGAGCGGGGUCGGCUCCCCCCGGCGGCUGCUCGACGUACCUUUAGAAAAAGAAAAAAAAACACCAUGAAAAAGAGGAACCUUUGAACCCAACUUCUUCUUUCUGUCUCUCUCUUUUUUUUUUUUUCUCUCUCUGCUUGAAAACAUUUUGUUUCUCUUUUGGAAAGACUGAAAUAAUCCAUGCAUCAUGCUCAGAUGUGCCUUUUUUUUUUUUUUUUUUUACUUUACUGAAAUAAGCAAAUGGUGUCUAAAAUGCUAAAAAAAAUAAAGUUGCCUAUGUAAUGUUUAGAACAAAGCUAUACACUAUGAAAUUGUACAUGUUUGUGGAUACUGUGUAUAUAUAACAUGUAUACACUAACUAAAUAAUUUGUAUAAAGUGGCAAGUUCCCCCCCUUCCCCUCCCGUUGUAUUGUACCCUCAUCCGCAUCUGUUCAGUCGAAUAUUGCCUAAUCAAUGCUGCUACAGUCGGAUAAAAAAAACUAAAAAAACAAAACAAGAAAAAAAACAGGUCACUGUCACUAACUUACUUACAGACAAUCUCCAGUUGAACAACUGGGAGUAUUAACUGAGGAAAGCCAUUUUUUUUCUUCCCCGCCCCCCCGUAGCUGUUGUAAAGCAAUGAAAGAAAGAAAAAAGAAUACAGUUCAGUCCGCCGAGCACUUACUUAGACAUGUGCUUCACUUUGUACAUCCUACUAAUCGCCUUUUUCUCCUUUUUUAAAAGAUUUUUUUUAAUGCUAACAUUCAUUAAACGGAGGUUGGGAUUGUAUUAAAGUUGCAGUUGAAUACACAAAGACCGAUAUUCAGUUGCCAGUAUUUGAGCAUAGUGAAGAAUUUGACUUUUCUUUUUCUCUUUUUUUUUUGUUCUUCUGAGAAACACACUUUGUGCACUUUAGGCUGUACUGUUGAAGAGCCACAGUUGUUAUAGGUCAUGUUUGUAAAUGCAAUGGUCCUAUGCAACUGUUCAAACUCACUUUCUACAUGGAUAUAUGGAUAGAAAAAAAACACAGAUCCACCACCACCUCCUCCUCUCCUUUUGUCCACAUGACGUCUCUAAGAGGCACAAACGCCUGAGUGUCUGACGACCGCGAGCAGGACGUCGUCGGCAGGAUGAGGAGCAAAUAAUCUCGUGCCCUUUCUCCUCGUCUCCCUGACGAUUAAACAUCUGAUCAAACUCGAGGUGAAACGGCCGUUUCGGAGUUUUUUUUUUUUAAUCGACGGCUGAAGUCCAAUCGCUUCCCUGCCUUCAACUCGUGUUCUGUCCAGUUCCCCCAAGUUUCCCGAGCCAGUAUUGGUGGGGUUGAUUUUGCCAAAUUUGUCUUUUUGUUUUCCGUUUGUUUUUUUGUUAUUGUUUUUGUUUUAACCCCCCGACCGAAUCACAGAUCGGUUUUCCUCCAGUGGCACUGUAACAGCUUGAUCCAGCAGUCGGUUUAUUUGAUGGUAUGUGGCCUUUUAACUGCUUUGUAUUAAUGGUCUUCAUGAGAUUAAUAAAUCACCCAGUCUUAUUUUGUACUGAACUACU